This is a messenger RNA of Cucumis melo (muskmelon), 2698 nucleotides long. RefSeq names its product putative F-box protein At1g65770. Lineage: Eukaryota; Viridiplantae; Streptophyta; Magnoliopsida; Cucurbitales; Cucurbitaceae. The transcript has 2 exons. The coding region runs from base 1194 to 2420 and encodes 408 amino acids. Gene Ontology annotation, molecular function: protein binding. The record is from RefSeq and is a predicted model, not a curated record.
UGGCCACUCAUUGGAAAACGCCUUGAUAAUUACAUCGACAUUGUCCGACUUCCCAGUGUAUGUCGAUCUUGGCGUUCUUCCCUUCCUCCAUUGAACGCCAUUUCUCUUCUUUCAUCUGAUCUCCUUGUUUCUCACCCCUUCGGUCAUCGAAUUGAAGCCGCUUUAGUUAUCCGAAGGAUAAUCUGUGGUACCAGUCCCCUCCUCAUCAUCGAACUUCAACUUCCCCUUCUUUUUCUCGUGCUUCCGCGGGCUGGUUGGCGAAGAUUGAGACCACAAACCUCGGCAAAAUAUGAUUUCUAACUCCGCUUUCUGCACACCGGGUUAAAUCCAGGAAUUGAGUGUUUCGAAAGGAAGUCAGCUUGCUGGAUUUUCGAAUUCAUGAAGUAGCUAAAUCAUAUAUUCUUAGAUCCACUAUUGGAGGUAUUCUUCCCAUAAAUAAGGUUGUAAUUUUCCCUGAUUCUGCUUGGAUCGAUGUGAAGAAGACCUCCAUUAUUGUAGCAGUUAACAUAGAUGGAAAAUUAGGGUAUACUAAAUAUGGGGAUUACAAAUGGACGCUGAUUGGUAGCCCUAAUAUUCAAUUCGCUGAUCUAAUUGUACAAAGGGGAAAUUUAUACCGUUGAUGGACUGGGAACAGUUUUCUUAAUUGAUUCAUACAUGAAAUUGGUACAAAUUUCUCCUGAAUUGGGCGUUAUCUGUUAACCAGAAACAUUUGAUCGAGUGUGGGGGAGAAAUUUAUGUGGUGGAUCGGUUUUUGGAGCAGAAGAAGGAUUCGGAGUUAUUGACUUCUUGCUUUAAUGAACCGAUGGCAACAGUGGUUGAUUUCAAAGUGCAUAGGCUGGAUCAAGAGAUCAUGGGAAGAUCAAGAUGGGUGGAGGUUAAGAAUUUGGGGAAUCGUGCGUUCGUUGUAGGGCACAAUUGUUUCUUGGUUUUAGCUGCUGAUUUUGAAGGAUUUAAAGAGAAUUACAUAUAUUUUUCCGAUGAACUACAAUCUGAUUUCGGCUAUGGCUUUAGUACUCAUGUACUCGAUCUUGAGGAAAGGACAAUUGUGAAAGCUUCUCCACAAAUUUUCAAGGCACCGCCGAUUUGUCUUCGUUGUUAGAGGUUCGAGUCCAUGCCAUUCUGUUUCUUGAUACUAUAAUCUUCUCCUCAUCGUCUUUCUGUUGGACCAAUCGGAUUCAAGUCAAACUUCCGCCAUGGAAGACAGCCGUGUACGGUGGUCCGAUCUUCCUCCUGAACUUUGGCCAAUCAUCGGCAAACGCCUCGAUACCUACAUCGACGUCCUCCGAUUUCGCAGUGUCUGCCGAUCUUGGCGUGCUUCUCUACCUCCUUUCAACGCCGUUUCUCCUCUUUUACCUCUCGAUCUCCCUUCUCCAGUCUUCGCCGCCGAUCAUCUCACAGACGCCUUCCUUAUCCGAAGAAUAAUCUACCGCCUCAGUCCUCUCGAUCAUCAUAAAACUUUCAGUUCUGCUUCUUCUUCUACUUCUUCUUCUUAUUGUGCUGCAGAGGGCUGGUUAGCGAAGGUCGAGAGUACAAAAUUAGGUAAAAUGCGUUUUCUCCACCCGCUUUCAACACGCUAUGCUAAAUGCAACUCCGAUCUAUUUCGGAAGGAAGUGAACUUACUGGAUUUUGGAAUUUACGAAGUAGCUAAAUCUUAUACUCUUGGUUAUACUAAUGGUUCUCCUGUUCCUCGAAUUACUAAGGUUGUAAUGUUCCCUGAUUCCCCCUGGAUUGAUGUUAAGAAAUGCACGAUUUUAGCAGUUUACGCCGGUGGAAAAUUAGGGUUUGCUAAACAUGGAGACGACAAAUGGACGCUGAUCGACCACCGUAAUUUCCACUACGACGAUGUGAUUGUGUACAAAGGGCAAUUCUAUGCAGUUGAUCGAUGGGGAACAGUUUUCUGGAUUGAUUCAUCCAUGAGAUUGGUACAGUUUUCUCCUCCAUUAUGUGGUUUUGGUAAUCAAAAGCAUUUGGUUGAAUGUAACGGUGAACUCUAUGUUGUUGAUCGAUUUCUGGAUAAGGAACCAUUGUUAUGGAAUGCUGAUAUCUUCCAUAUUCAUUGGUUGAAUAAUCUCAUUGAAGAUUCCCCUCCUAAAGUAAUUGAUUUCAAACUUCAUAGGCUUGAUCAAGAGUGGGGAAGAUGGGUUGAGGUAAAAAAUUUGGGGAAUCAAUCCUUUAUUCUGGGAAACGAUUGUUGUUUUUCAGUUUCAACUCCAAAUUUUGAAGGACUUAAAGGGAGUUGCAUAUAUUUUACCCAUACACCAAAGUGUGCUCUUGGUUAUAACACUCAUGUAUUUGAGCUUGAAGACAAAAGGAUUCUGAAAGCUUCUUCAAAUGAUAAUGCACCAAUUUUUCGGCCUCCCCCAAUUUGGCUUAAUUUGGAGGUAACUCAAAUUGAAGAAGAUGCAGCUGAUAAUCAAUAAGGUACUCUAUGAACUGAGAUUUCAUUUACAAAUUACCAUUCGUAACUUAACAGUUUUGCAUUCUCUUUGUUGUAUACUCUGUUCAUAGCUAUUCAGGGUUAGAGUUUGUAUUGUGGGUGUCAAGGUCUAAUUAGUGAUUUAUGAAUCUUGGUGUGGCUGUUGUAAAUAAGUGCUUUGGCUGCAUUUAUUAGAAGCAGGGGACUCCAAAUUUGCUGUUGUGUAGUAUGUAAUAGUUUUAAUAAUGUUUAAUUAUGUAUAUUAUUAGGCAUUUUCAUAAA